UCAACAAGUGAAAAAAGCUAAAAAAUAGAAGUAAAAAUCCUCCAAGUUUCACAGCACCAGAAACAGAAAAGUCAAGUGUCCAAAAAAUACAGUUUUUCUUGAGAAACUAGAAGAAAAAAUGUCCAAGAAAAGGCUAAACUUACAUAUAGUCAACAGAGCUACUCCAACAUGCAGCCGCCCAGAGCAGCGCAGUUCUGGGGGGGAAAACAAAAAUAAUGAUAAUAAUGGUCAGGAGAACGGAAUCUGCCAGCAUCAGCUUCCUUUGAUGAUGUCAUAAAGGAGAGUGCAGUCCUAUAUAAAGGGCAAACAUAAAGCAGGCACACAGACAGCUUCAUUUGCAGCCUGGUUUUAGACCUGAGCAGACCUACAAUGGCUACUGGUGGACCACACGAGGGAAACAUGGAGGUAUUUUCAGACAUUUAUAAAGCUGAAUUAGACCAAAGGAAUGAGCUUUUACAAAGAGAAUUACGAGAUCUGGAAGUCAAAAAACUAGUUUUUGGUAACCAGGAACGCGACUUUGAACAAAGGGUGGAUGCGUUUGAGAAAAACAUAGCUCGCAUCAGGGAAAGUCUCCAAGAGGAAAGACAGAAAUUGGAAACAAAAACGCAGUAUCUGGAGAAAAGAGAACGCCACUUUGAGGAUCAACAAAAGAAACUAACGAAUCAUGUUGAUGAACUAAAGACGAACUCUCAGAAAGGAAGAGAUAAUUUAGUUUCAACUCAGUUACUCGACGAACACAGAGUAAAGAUUGAGCUGGAAAACAGGGAACUGCAGAAACAAAGACAAGAAAUUCAAGAUGAGUGGAAUAAAAUUAAAGAAACUCAAAUUGCAAAUUGUGAGAUAGCCAAAAACUUGAAUAAGACACAAGAGAAAGUUGGAGACUUAUGGAAAGCUUUACAGGUAAGCAAAGAGAGAUCAAGAGAAGAAAUUAAUAACUUGAAAAGAGAUCUGGAAAGACAGAAAUUAGAGUUUAUCGAAUCUAAGAAACAAACAGAAAGGGAGUUAACUGCAGAAAAGCAGACUCUCUGCGAUGAGAAGGAGCGUUUAAACGCUGGGAAAAUUACUCUACAGAACCAGAUCGUUGAGUUUCAGACUGAAUCGGAGCAGAUCAGACAGAUUCUGCUCAAAGACAAACUAGAUGUUCAACUUCUGAGAGAAAAUCUGCAGGAGGACAAAUUGGAUUUUAUGAAAACAGCAGAAGGGUUCCAGAAAGAUUUAAACGAAAGUUUACAGGAUUUGAAGGAGAAGCUGGAAUUUCUGAGUCUUGAGAAGAGAAGUCUGGAGGAAGAAAAACAACGUUUCCUGAUGACCAAAUCAGAAUCAGGGAAGGAACAAGGGAGGAUUUACAAAAUCCUCCAGGAAGAAUUAGACAAUUUGCAUUCGGGAAAACAAAGUCUGGAAACACAAGUGACGGACUUUAGGGAAGAAAUGUUCUCCUGGUCCCCUGUCGCUGAUGUUCUGAACAGCAAAAUUACGGCAAAUACUCUAGAGAAUGAGCUGAAAAAGGAGAGGCACACUUAUCAUCUUACUAAAACUCAGCUAGAAAAUAUCAGCAGUGAGAUUGAGAAGAAGUUUAAGCAAAAUGAGACACGAUUGCAGAAAGAUCUGGAUUGCAUGAAGGAGCUCAGAGAUAAGUUUGAAGCUGACCUUUCUGCUAAACAGCAGCUUGAAUAUUUUGAGGAAAAACCUAAUUUAGAGAUCCAGGCCCAUUCUGAGACAAAGAUUCAGACCAAAGAGAUUGUAGAGAAAUUAAGAGCUGAGAAGGACACUCUUCAGAUACGGGCCGAUAGACAGAUGUCUCUUCUGAAGGAGAACUUUGAUAAAAAAGAGACUGAAUUACAAAACGCCCUGGAGAACAUUAGGGAACUGAAUAACAAAUAUAAUGAUGUCGUUACCAACAAACUUAAAGCAUAUCAUCUGGAACAAGAGCAGACACAAUUUCAAGAAGAUUCAAAUUCUUACGCAACUAGUGUCGCCAGUGACAUCACCAAACGACUGGCUAAAGAAUCUCAGAUGGAGAUUUGGGAAAAACUGGAGGUUCAAGCCGAGGAAAAUCCCGUCGCCUUACUAACUAAGAUGUCUACUCUUUUAAAUCAGAGUCCUCUACAUGAUCCAUCUCAGGUACCUGGUGCCAUUGCAACUCGACUGUCAGUGAUUACUAGUGUGAGUGCAACCAGAAGUCAGAAUUCAUUUUUUUAUGGAAAUCAAAGAAAUAAGCAGUGUCUUCCAAACAGUUUGGUGUUUUUGUCGUUUCUACACGAGAACGAGAACAUUAACAGCUCAGACCUGGACCUAGUUUUGGACAAAGGUGAUCGAAUGUACUCACAAGUUAGGCUCGCCCAUCCAGCUAGAGACCACCUGGCUACAGAUGAGUUACCUACCGAGGUCAAAGCUCGGUUUACUCUAUAUCAUGUCAAAAUGAACUUUGCAAAUUCCAAAUGUGGGGUAUUUUUGUCAGGCAACCUUCCCAACUUGUCACAGGGAUUACAGUGUUUGACCUCAGAUGUUGAGUAUGCGCUAAUGGUUAUGGGCAGCACCUGCAUUGCUAUAUUCAGAACUCAAUCAGGUGAAUUUGGUUACUUUGAUCCACAUCCCCGCAACACCUACGGUGACCCUGUAGGCGACUGUGCCGUCAUGUUAAAGUUCACGUGUUUAACUGACAUGAUUGAUAGAAUCACGUCUGUAUACACCACAAUUGGUGUAUCGCCAUCUGACUACUAUGAAAUCCAGCCAGUGGAGUUUUAGAGUUUAGACCUAGUUAGUCUGAUACAUAGCACAUCAGACAUCAGAGACAAAACUGCUGCAGUUGGGUUAUACCCACGGCAAGAGAACAUUAGAUUAGUAACAAGUGAGAUACCUAGUUAACUAAUUCAAUCAGUCACACAGGAUCCUUAAAGAGCAAAAUUGUAAGUUAGAGACUCCCAUGAACCAACGUUUAGAUAAAUAUAAUAGAAACUCAUUUAAAACAUUUUUUUACACAUAUACAAAUUAUUGUCAAACCAAGUGACGUCAGCUGAGGGACUCCUGUUAGCUUAAUCCAGAGAAAAAUAUAGACUCUAAUUCCGGCUCUGGCACAGAUGAAACUUUAAAUGUUAAUAAUCAUACUUAUGAUGGACCAAAACCAUAAAUCAAAUCAAAUCAACUUUAUUUAUAUAGCACUUUUCAUACAAAAAAAUGCAACUCAAAGUGCUUCACAGAUUAAAAUGGCCUCAUAGAUCCCAUAUUCCACCGGCUACAGAAGUAGGGACACAUCAUAAAGCUCAGUGAGCUCAGUCAGGAGCAGUCAGAUCAGAUCUCUCUUACCAGACAGGUGAACAUUAGAAACAGACUUCUCAUAUAUUUGUUUCUUGGAUUCAUAGAAGGAAUUUAUAAACUAAGUUAACAAACUCAGAUUUAAACAACCUUGUAGUUCUGCAUCAAGAUCUUAAAAUGACAACACAGUUUUCGACAAUACAUGGAGUGCAUUUGGACCAACAUAAAACUUUGGGAUUUGUGGCUUUCCUCAAGGAUGUUGACAAAAUGCGUGAAAGCCAAUUAUCUGAUAUACAAAAACAGACAAGAUAUUUUAAACAGAAGUUUGAGAAAGAACAAACUGGUCGAUCGGAGACCAGAAAGAAAAAUCAGCGGCAUUUUCACAGAAUCAAAGCAGGAAUGGACUUCCCCAGGGCUUCAAGUCAGAAUAAGAAAACUCAAGCCAACGUGACCACAACGGACUCCCGACCAGACCAUUUUAAAAAGGAGUUUGAGAUGGAAAAAAGACUGAAUUACAAAACGCUCUGGAGAACGUUAGGGAACUGAACAACUAAUAUAAUGAUGUCGUUACCACCAAACUUAAAGCAGAUAAUCUGGAACAAGAGCAGAAAAAGGAAAUGACGGCUCACCCAC
Molecule: messenger RNA, 3885 nt
Organism: Nothobranchius furzeri (turquoise killifish)
Lineage: Eukaryota; Metazoa; Chordata; Actinopteri; Cyprinodontiformes; Nothobranchiidae
Source: RefSeq, a predicted model, not a curated record